UCAUUUUUAAUGAUAGUUAUCCUAAAAUAUACAUAAAUUUUAUGUUAAAAUUACUAAAAGUUUUUGGAAAUUGUUCUAACAACAGAAAAUGUCCUAAAUCUUCAAUGCUCUUAAAGCUGGUCACAUCACAUUUUGGCUCCUCAAGAAAUAUUGGCUUGAGAAAUGUGCGACCCAGAAAAUCGGGUACCAUGAAAGAAGUUAAUCUCAAAAUAAUGCAACGAUUGGGCUUAGAAACCGGUUAUAUUAAAGAAGCAGAAAAACGUGAUCAUCUUUUAAAAUACACACCCCUUCAAGAGGAAUUACCUAAACGCUCCAUGAAAGAUUCCUAUAUGGAGGCAUAUAUACCGUUAAGUAUAUGUGUAGAUAUGCAAGUGAAUUAUGUUAGUGCUGUGGGAACUGUGCGCUUGGGUCGGCUUAUGGAACAAUUAGAUAUGUUUGCGGUAUGGAUAUGUCAACAACAUGUCUUGCUACCCAAAUUACCCGAACAUGAACCUUUACCUUACACCUUUGUCACAAUAUUGGUAGAUAAAAUGACAUUUUCCAAAUUAUUACCCGCAUACAAUCAAGAUAUACGUAUAACCGGUCAUGUAUCAUGGGUGGGUAGGACCUCUUUGGAAAUAAGCGUUUGGCUGGAACAAAAACAUGAAGAAAGUUUUCGUCUAAUAACACAGGCAGUAUUCCUUAUGGCUGCUCGUAAUGCCACUAAUACAAAAUCGGCACCAGUUAAUCCUCUAAAACUCGAUAAUGAAGAAGAAAUGGAAAUAUUCCAAAUGGGUGAGGAAAGACGUAAAACCCGUAAACGUUUGCAUGAAACUUCAAUAUUUAAAAUUAAACCUACCGAAGAGGAACAUGCACUCAUGUACGCACUCUUUCAAGAUACCACCGAUAACUCGUAUUUACAAUUGAAUAAUAGAUUUUUGCCCCAGAAUAGUCGGUGGAUGAAUGAUUUAUUUAUUGUUAAUACUUUUCUUUGCUUUCCCGAAAAUCGUAAUGCUCAAAAUACCGUUUUCGGUGGCUUUCUAAUGCGUCAAUCUUAUGAAAUAAGUUGGAUGAGGGCAUAUCUUUAUUGUGGCCAACGUCCGUCUUGUGAACGUUGUUGUGAUAUCAGUUUUGAACAGCCCGUACAAAUGGGUUCGAUUAUUAAAAUGAUUGCUUAUAUUGUUUAUACAGAAGAUAAAUUUAUGCAAAUUAUGACUGUGGCGGAGAUUUUAGAUCCCAGCGGUAAAGGUCCAGUGACCACAAAUAUAUUUUAUUAUACAUUUUCAUGUGUCGAUAAAAUUACCGAAGUUUUACCGAAAUCCUAUCAUGAAACUAUGUGGUAUAUACAUGGUAGGCGCAAAUUUUAUUAUGCUAUGGAUAAGGGAAAAUAAAAAUAAUACUAACAUCUCUAAA
This is a messenger RNA of Lucilia sericata (common green bottle fly), 1392 nucleotides long. Its product is annotated as acyl-coenzyme A thioesterase 9, mitochondrial-like. The coding region runs from base 42 to 1370 and encodes 442 amino acids. Gene Ontology annotation, molecular function: fatty acyl-CoA hydrolase activity. The record is from RefSeq and is a predicted model, not a curated record. Gene Ontology annotation, cellular component: mitochondrion. NCBI's taxonomy places the organism in Eukaryota, Metazoa, Arthropoda, Insecta, Diptera, Calliphoridae. Gene Ontology annotation, biological process: acyl-CoA metabolic process. The transcript has 3 exons.